AUGGCCAGAACAAGCAGAGGGUUUCAUUCUCAACCUUCAGACCCAACAAGAUCUAGAGAAACCCAUCGAGGGAAGCUUGUGAGAGACCCUUACCCACCUUCUGUGCCCAGAGUCAGAGAUCUUCAACAUGCCUUGAAUGUGUUCGAUGAAAUGCUUCAAAGAAGAUCUCUUCCUUCUGUUGUCCGUUUCAAUCAAAUCUUGACUCAAGUUUCCAGAUUGAAACAUUAUUCGGAUGUCAUCGCUAUGAAUAAACAAAUGGUUCAGUGCGGAAUUCGUCCUGAUAUCUUUACUCUCUCGAUCGUCAUGAAUUGCUUUUGCCGUUUACAUCAAAUGAGCUGUUGCUUAUCCGUGUUGGGACAGUUCUUCAAAUUGGGUCUUCAACCAGAUGUCGCGGCCUACAAUACUCUAAUCAACGGCUUUGUUCUCGAGAAUAGAAUUCAAGAGGCAGCAAGGAUUUUCAGCAAAAUGGUGCAUGGAGGUCAUUGUGUGCCUAAUGUGGUUACUUUCAACACAAUUAUAAAGGGACUUUGCAGGAUGGGUGAUAACAAUGAAGCUAUUCAAUUUCUCAGGAAGAUGGAAGAAAGAGGGUGUCAGUCUAACGUAGUUUCCUAUAGCACGAUCAUUGACAGUCUUUGCAAGAAGACGCUAGUUGUUGAUGCAAUGAACCUCUUCUCAGAAAUGAUUAGUAAGGGCAUUGCUCCAAACGUUGCUACUUGCAACUCUGUUAUUCAAGGAGUUUGCGACAUUGGUCAGUGGCAAGAAGCUACAAGGCUGUUGAAUGAAAUGGCAAGUAUUAAUAUCUAUCCAGAUGUAGGCACUUUCAGUGUCCUGGUUGAUGGACUUUGUAAGGAGGGUAUGGUCGUGAAAGCCAAUAGUGUGGUUGAAAUCAUGAUCCAAAAAGAUAUUGAGCCAAAUGCGAUUACGUACAAUUCAUUAAUGGGUGGUUACUGUUUGCGAGGUGAAAUGGGUGAAGCAAGGAAAGUCUUUGAUCUAAUGCUCCGCAAGGGCCGCAUGGUUGAUGUUUGGAGUUGUAGUAUAUUGAUAAAUGGAUAUUGCAAACAUAAAAAGAUUGAUCAGGCAAUUGAGGUUUUUGAGGAAAUGUUUCGUUUGGAAAUUCUUCCCAAUACGAUUACUUACAACACUCUUAUUGACGGUUUUUGUGAAGCAGGGAGAAUGCAAGAAGCAGAAAAGUUGUUCUCUCGGAUGCUAUGUUGUGGCCAACUUCCAAAUGUUCAAACUUAUGCCAUUUUGCUUGACGGCCUAUGUAGCAGCCAACAACUUUCAAGGGCAAUGGAAUUGCUUAGAGAGAUGGAAGACAACAAGAUGGAACUGAAUAUUAUAAUUUACACCAUUAUCAUUAAAGGUAUGUGCAAAGCUGGAAGACUUAAAUCUGCAACAGACUUCUUCUCUAGUUUGUCAUCAAAAGGAGUUCAGCCUGAUGUGUGGACAUAG
This is a messenger RNA of Fragaria vesca subsp. vesca, 1452 nucleotides long. RefSeq names its product putative pentatricopeptide repeat-containing protein At1g12700, mitochondrial-like. Bases 1 to 1452 code for a protein of 483 amino acids. The record is from RefSeq and is a predicted model, not a curated record. Lineage: Eukaryota; Viridiplantae; Streptophyta; Magnoliopsida; Rosales; Rosaceae. Gene Ontology annotation, molecular function: protein binding. The transcript has a single exon.